This is a messenger RNA of Anopheles aquasalis, 3360 nucleotides long. RefSeq names its product Diuretic hormone 44 receptor 1. Gene Ontology annotation, biological process: cell surface receptor signaling pathway; adenylate cyclase-modulating G protein-coupled receptor signaling pathway. Lineage: Eukaryota; Metazoa; Arthropoda; Insecta; Diptera; Culicidae. The record is from RefSeq and is a predicted model, not a curated record. Gene Ontology annotation, molecular function: diuretic hormone receptor activity; peptide hormone binding; G protein-coupled peptide receptor activity. Gene Ontology annotation, cellular component: plasma membrane.
UGAUUCGCUUCCAAGGAGUUUAAACGAUCGGAUGAAUCCAUUUCCAUUGGGGAUUCGGAAGGAGUUCUGAGAAAAUAGUAAAAAAGGGGAACCAGUGAAGAGGGCUACGGGAUGGCGUUCGAUCGACUAAACGUGACCCCGGGAACGUGUGUAGAUUAGCGGUGGACGUGUUGUCGAUUAUAACGGUCACAAAACGUGGGUGUUGGAUCGCCGUUACGCAGCAGCAGCACCAAUCGCUGGCCAACGAGCGGAUUGUGUAACGUGUUUCAUGUGUUGCCGUCGAGGAAGUGUUCUACUUGUUGUAGCUGCAAAAGUGCCUCAUCAUUAACGAGGAGUGAAGUGGUUAGUGAGUUUUAAAUUCAACUCAAGGCGACAGCGUGUGGGAUGUCCGUACAUCUCUGAUCAGUCAGUAACCCAGAGGGUCAGUGAUCAGUGUGGGUGUUUGGAAAUGUAUCAUCGGUUGCUGCGGCUACUGCUCCGUGUGCUGUACCGCCAGUGGGAAUGUGACGAGCAGCGAGACGAUACCGAUCAGUGAUCUGUGCAACGAGAACAAUUGCGAUGAACGAAUCGAUGGCUCCUGUCAACGAGAGUGCACUGGCCACCGCGACGGUGGGAGAUGGGCCAGAAAAUGCCACCCAGAUUGUUGCCGGUGGUACGACGGUGAGCCUGCUCGAGGCACUGGAUGGUGUGGCAUCGCUUUCCCUCAACAUGAGCACCGCCGAACGGUGCCGAUUGCAGCAACAGCUCGAAGAAGAACUCCCGGCCCCCGAUGGUGAUUGUCCAACGUUCUUCGAUCUCGUGUCCUGCUGGCCCCGAACACCACCCGGUACACUGGCCGUUUUGCCGUGUUUUUCCGAAUUCAAGGGCGUCCAGUAUGAUACCUCACAUAAUGCAACCCGCUUCUGCAACGACGAUGGUACGUGGGACAACUACACCGACUACGACAGCUGCCAGCACCUGGCCCCGGCAUCGCCGGUGCCGGGCUUUGAACCGGGCAUCGAGCUACCGACGCUGGUCUACUUCGUCGGCUACUCGAUCAGCCUGGCCGCGCUCGUUCUCGCGGUCGUGGUGCUCGUCUACUUUAAUAACCACUCCGCCCGCAGGGAUCUCCGCUGUCUCCGGAACACCAUCCACGUGAACCUCUUCCUCACCUACAUCAUGUCGUCGAGCCUCUGGAUACUCAUCCUCUCGCUGCAGAUUACCGUCAAGCUGGAAGGGGCCGGAUGCAUCGUGCUCGUGACACUCUUCCACUACUUCAGUGCGACCAACUUCUUCUGGAUGCUCGUUGAAGGUCUCUAUCUCUACAUGCUGGUGGUGCAGACGUUCUCCGGGGAUACGCUGCGCUUCCGGAAGUACGCCAUCAUCGGAUGGGGAGGUCCAUUAUUAUUUGUCGGCGCGUGGGCCAUUGCCAAGCCAUUCUUUCUCUCCUCGGACCCGGACCUGGAUCAUCCGAACAAGCUCGAAAUAGAAUGCUCUUGGAUGAGGGAAUCUCACAUCGAUUGGAUCAUCCAGGGACCGACCUGUGCGGUGUUGGCCAUCAAUCUCAUCUUUCUGCUUCGCAUCAUGUGGGUCCUGAUCACGAAGCUCCGUUCCGCGAACACGGUCGAGACGCGCCAGUAUCGGAAAGCAUCGAAGGCACUGCUCGUCCUGAUACCGCUGCUUGGCAUCACCUACCUCAUCGUGAUCUACGGUCCCAUGGAGGGCGUCGGUAGUCACAUUUUCGCGACGAUUCGCGCCCUACUUCUCAGCACACAGGGCUUUGUCGUGUCGCUGCUGUACUGCUUCCUGAACUCGGAGGUCCGGCAAACGUUGCGCCAUCAUUUCUACCGUUGGCGAGACGAACGGAACAUCCAGGCCGGCAAGGUACCGUCCUCGCAUCAUCGCAGGCCAACGUUUAGCAAAGACAAUUCGCCUCGUUCGCGAACCGAAAGUACACGGACGGUCGAGUAUAGCAUCGCCACCAUGAAGCACUCGUGCGUGUUCCGAGAUUAAACUUUAAUGGCCCAGCGAGUGUUAACGCGUGCGUGCGGAUGCUGCGCGCAGGAAGGAAAAGAAACUUUGAAAGAGGAUGAUGAGUCACGAUGUGCAAACAGGUUAAUGAAGGACGCGCGUUGCGAAAGGAGAGUAAAUAAACAUAAAAUGCGUCCGCGAACCGCGUGAUGGACGUGGAGCGCGAGACAGUUCAAACAAUUACACAAAGUGUAACGUGAGAUAAAUUGAGAGAGGAGCCAAUAAAGUCCGAGGCGAUGAUGGCGGAUGUGGCAACAUCAUUUUCUACGAUGCAGCUGCAAAUGGGUUAAUGCAACGAGAAAUGCAUCCAGCUGAGCCUUACUUGAGUCAUCGUUUUGAUGUUUUUAACAGCAUAGCUCCGUUUGUGUUAUAAUCAGGAUUAUUCAUCUUUAAAAAAUCAUAACAAGCGAUUAUUUAGAAUAACAAAAUGGUGAAUUUAGAGAGAAAGCAGACUAGUAUGCAUCGAGAAAGGUAACAAUUGAAUGAAGGUUCGGUUAAGAAGACAAUUGCAGUAUCAAACGAAUAUCUUCAGGGAAAUGACUAUUUGGAGAAAUGUUUUUGGAUGAGCAAGCGUUAAGAAUCAGACGAUUGAGGGACUAUCUUGCAGUUUAGGGACAACAGAACUCAGAGUCGGUUAGCUCUGCAAGCCCACGCUAUUCAAUCGCCUGUUUUUUGGAGCAUUUUUGUUAUCAAAUCUUAUCGACACUUGCAAGAAACUUGUACAGGGAAUAAUGUAUGCACAACUAUCUCCAAUAGAAACUUGCUUCUUGCUAUUAAACAAUCUGUAUAAUUUGAUGAACUUUGAUUUUAGCAGAUAAUUGAAUUCUGUCCAUUAUGUAUUCCUUGUUUAGCAAAGAAAUGCGAUGUUUUUUCACUUCGUGGUCCAUGUUGGCACUAGAUUGGAACAAUUUUUUAUAGAGUAAUACAUGCCAGUAUAGCUAGGAAUCUAAUAUGAGAUUGAUUACUAUGCAAAUGUCUUUGGAAAUGCUCUUAACGGCUCUAGAGAAGAGGGGGAAAAUUUUAAAAACAAAGACAUUGCCAUAUUUGCUACACUAACUACGAUGUUACACGAGUAAACAUUGUAUCACAAAUUGAUUUGUCUUGUAUAUAGUCACCACAUCCAUACCCCCCCCCCCUUGCUUCCUUCGUUUCGUUUCGUACCGCUUCGCUUUUUGCAAAUUAUUAUUGUCAUUGCCAGCUGGUCAGCUAGCCAGCCAGCCCUUGCUGUUAGAGUAGUGCGAUCGCAAUCGCAACGUAAUUAAACCAAUCAUGUCGCAUCCCAUUCUAAUAAUGUUCAUCACUACACAAUAAACAUCACUUGCCUUCCUCCCCACAAUCGCUUCAUGUACG